This is a messenger RNA of Suhomyces tanzawaensis NRRL Y-17324, 1063 nucleotides long. RefSeq lists its product as uncharacterized. The transcript has a single exon. The record is from RefSeq and is a predicted model, not a curated record. Lineage: Eukaryota; Fungi; Ascomycota; Pichiomycetes; Serinales; Debaryomycetaceae. The coding region runs from base 366 to 617 and encodes 83 amino acids.
CUUCCUAGCUUCCUAUGUUCCCAUCUCUUCCAGGCUAAGAGGAACAACCCAUAUUGUUCUCCUUCCGAAGUCUUCGCACGCCUCCACUCCAAUACACAUUAUUGAGGAACGGACAAUUCGGAAAGAUUCCAUGCUUACCCGACAUGCGUCUUUUGAUUCUAGAAUUUUAUUGUUGUACAUGAACCGAGUCAAGACUAGGGCGGAUACAUAUUGACAUCCUUACUCUGUGAGCCAAGGCAGUGGAGACUAGUAGGUCCUCCACGACUGUGUAGCGAAUUAGCUUAGCAUUCUUACAGAAUGUGUAAGUGGGAUACGGUCAGCACACUUUGUAUGUGCAGUCGAUGAGGGGUCCUUUUCCCUUGACGAUGUGGAAAAUCCCCUACCAGAGUGCCCCAAGGAAAAAUUUUGAUGUCCCAACAAUUCUAGGCCCACAAGAGGUAAGCGUUUGGGGGCGCCUGGGCAAGCGAACACCAGCUGCAGAUCUGAAACUCGAUAUAAUCUCAAACUCAGAUCUAGCAAUCGUCAACGAACGGGGCCUUACAUUACCACCAAUAGCCGACUACAAACGCCUUAUAUGUUGGGCUAUCCGGCGUCAAAACGCCCCAAGAUUCUUAUGAGUUGAUUUUAUGCGACACCCAGGUUAAAGAUGCUUGAAGGUACACACAUACAUCGAAAGGGAUUCUGCGGCAUAGGUUCAGAAGAAGCAUGCAGCUGCAGUGUCUUACUUCAGAUUGUUCAGAAAAUAUUCGGGGCCCUUCCGGGUACUUCUUGUCCCCACAUACACCUUCGUAUCAUCACCCUCAGCACGGACCCCCUCAUUAGAGUGUAGGAUGGCGAGAGGCGAUCUAAGGGUAGUCAUGCAUCUUGAUCCUCAUCUGAUGAAAUCUACCUAUAAAGUUGCCUCGGGGCGUAAGUAUGCAUAGGCUCUUAAAUUCGUCGCUUCGGUUCGGCCAAAUCGGGCUACACCCGAGCAACUAAAUUUCAAGCUUUUCUAUUCCAAUGAACUGGACAGUUCUUGGUACUAUAUCUAAUAUGAAAUGCACUGCCUUCUUCUAAUGUCUUC